Plasmodium cynomolgi strain B is the source of this 700-nucleotide messenger RNA. RefSeq lists its product as hypothetical. The transcript has 5 exons. Bases 90 to 503 code for a protein of 137 amino acids. Lineage: Eukaryota; Apicomplexa; Aconoidasida; Haemosporida; Plasmodiidae. The record is from RefSeq and is a predicted model, not a curated record.
CACAUAUGAUUUGUUAACCUUUUGUGUGUACAAAAAUUGCAGCGCAAGACUUCUCCCCCUCGUAACUUACACAACAUUGUAAAAAAAAAAUGAAUGUCGUAAAAAAGAUUCUUCUGUUUCACCUUCUAGUUGCGUGUCAACAGAUACUAUUCGCUUGGUCAAGCAAAGCAAGAAAGGAAGAAAUGAACCCCUUGAAUUUUUUGCCCAGCAGUUCUUUGCUGUACCCCCUGGAUUUCCAGCAAAAUUGGCAGGCGUCGGAGCCCACCCCCCUUGAGAUACACUACGACGUCCCGGCAUACGGAUACAAAGAUUUACUCAUGGCACUUGAGUACAACAACGAUUUGGAACAUUAUGACAGAGAAAGGGGGGAAGUAAAAAGAAGGAUCAUAGAAGAACAAAAUAGGCUGGAAGAGAACCUGUGGAGGAAAGUACAGCUCCUCAAGAUGAAGGAAAAGAAUUUGAAGAACGGGAACUUCUUGAGGACACGCAAAGAUCAGAUAUGACACAGCCUUUUCCUUUGCAGAGUGUGGAAGCCCCUUUUUGUCUACCCCGCCUUUUCUACUUUUUUUUGCGAAAUUUCCUUGUGCAUUGUUUUGCUCGGUUGUGUUACUUUCCGCUCUGCUUUUUACCCCCUGUUACUAACUACCUAAAACGCAGACUCUCAAAGAGGUUUUAACUGUAUGAUUUGUUAUCCCCCCAA